Anolis carolinensis (green anole) is the source of this 2483-nucleotide messenger RNA. It is a transcript of the gene lactb, whose product is annotated as lactamase beta. Gene Ontology annotation, cellular component: mitochondrion. Gene Ontology annotation, biological process: proteolysis; regulation of lipid metabolic process. The record is from RefSeq and is a predicted model, not a curated record. The coding region runs from base 26 to 1738 and encodes 570 amino acids. Gene Ontology annotation, molecular function: peptidase activity. The transcript has 6 exons. Lineage: Eukaryota; Metazoa; Chordata; Lepidosauria; Squamata; Anolidae.
GACCUUAGGGUUCCUUUUCUCAUUCAUGCAUAACAUUAAGUUCGAUGCGAUCGGCUUUCGAUUGCCUUUGACUACGGGUCUUUACCGAACCCGGAAGGAGCGCGUCUCGCUGAGCUCGGCACUCCCGCGCAGGCGCUGCCGAGGGGCGUCUCCUAGCAACGCGCGGCCUAGUCGUGGGCCCGGAGCCUGGGCCUGGCGUAGGGGCGCGAUGCUGCGGGGCCUGGCGGCGGCGGGGCUCCGAAAGGGAGCCUCCUUCGGCCGAAGGGGAGGAGGGGAUAGAAAGGGGAAAGGCUUCCCGCGGUGGGGCCUCGGCCUCGGCUUGGGCUUGGCCGCCGCGGCGGUUUCCUCCGCAGCCGGGAGCGACGAUAUGGAGGCGGGUUGGGAUCCGCAGGAAAGGCCGAGGCGGGCAGCGGCCUACAGCCGGGCCCAGGCCGCCAGCAGGGACCUCCUGCGACGAGUGAAGGACGAAGUGGGGGCCCCUGGCAUCGUGGUGGGAGUCUCUGUCGACGGGAAGGAAGUCUGGUCUGAAGGCAUGGGUUUUGCCGACGUGGAGAACCGGGUGCCCUGCCGGCCGGAGACUGUCCUGCGCAUCGCGAGCAUCAGCAAACCCUUGGCCAUGGUGGCGGCCGCGAAGCUGUGGGAGGAAGGGAAGCUGGACUUGGAUGCCCCCGUCCAGAAGUACGUCCCGGAAUUUCCCGAAAAGGAGUAUGAAGGAGAAAAGGUCACGGUGACGACUCGGCUGCUGGCCUCCCAUCUGAGCGGGAUCCGCCACUACGAGAAGGAUGUCUCCAAAGUCAAGGAAGAGAAGGAGAAGGCUAACCAGGCACUGAAGGCGGCGGCAAAAGGUCCCGCAAAGGAGAAAGAGGACAAAGCGGCUGAAAAGAGCAAAGGGAGCGAUGCCAAGGGCGGGAAGAAGAAAGGAGAAUUUGAACACGAGGAAUAUUACCUGAAAGAGAGGAUCGAGCACGUGAUGGACUCCCUGGAUAUCUUUAAAAACGACCCUCUCUUCUUCAAACCAGGCAGCCAGUUCUUGUAUUCAACGCAUGGAUUCACCCUCCUGAGCGCCGUAGUGGAGCGUGCCUCAGGACAGAGGUUCACGGACUACAUGCUACAAAUCUUCCGCGACCUGGACAUGUCGGCAACGGGGCUGGACGAGAAUGAGCCGCUCAUCUACAACAGAGGGAGGUACUACACCCACAACAAGAAGGGCCGCCUGGUCAACGCUCCCUUUGUGGACAACUCCUACAAGUGGGCUGGGGGCGGCUUCGUGUCCACGGUGGGUGACCUCCUCAAGUUUGGCAAUGCCAUGCUUUACAGCUACCAGCUGGGCUCCGUCCCGGAGAGCCUCCCUGCAGGGCAGCUGCCUGGCUACCUGAAGCCUGGCACGGUGGCCAUGCUGUGGUCCACAGAGUCCGCCUGUCCCAAGGAGGGCCGCUACGGCCUGGCCUGGUUCGUUUCCGAGGGGCGGCAGGAGUGCGGCUUCUGCCGGCGCUCGCGGCAUCACGCCUUCCACACGGGGGGAGCCGUGGGCGCCAGCAGCGUCCUGCUCAUCCUUCCCGAGGAAGCGCACCCCGAGGAGAAGGAGGGCCUCCCGGUGAAGCCGCCCCGCGGCGUGGUGGUCUCCAUCCUCUGCAACAUGCAGUCCGUCUCCCUCAGCGGCACCGCUUUGAAGAUCGCGAGCGAGUUCGAAACAGACAAACUGGCCCAGCAGACCGGACAAAACGGCUCCACGGACUAAGCGGAAGCAUUUCCUUGAUCCCGGGAGAAAGAACAACAUCCUUCUCAAGGAAAGCCAGGCCUCAGACAGGGAAGGGCUUUUAAAAAAAUCCCAAUUUGCCAAAAGCACAAGCAGUUGUUACUCUGCCACUUGAGCUGGUCCUCAACGCACAUUUUUCCCUUUGUUUCCUCACGGACGAAUUGAGUUCAAGAUGAAGAAUUGCCUUCUGCGAGGGGAUCCGGCACCAUGCAAAACCUCUUCAACGUGCAGCCCUCCCACUCCCAGGAGACCUUCUUUCCAACUUUUCCAACGGUCGGGAAUUCUGGGAACCCCGGCAGUGAUGCUUGUGCAAUAAGUAGGGUUCUCUGGACAUUCAAUAGGAUACUUUGCUAUUCGACGCCAGUGCCAAUGGGACUUUCUUCUGCUUCUUUUGCCUCUGGAGCAGAUGCAUAGACCAGGCAGACAGCUGCAGGAAUGAUGGGAUGUAUAGUUGGAUCUACACCGCCAUGUGAUUCCCGUUCAAAGCAGAUAAUCUGGAUUCAGAAACUGGCGGAUAAGGCAGUGCAGACGGGGCCAAAGAGGAUGACCAUGAAGUGCCAACAUAGCCAAGAAAAUUUGUUUCUCGCUUCCUCUCGACUGCCGGCGGCUCUUAAAGCGUUUUGACGUUUUAAGUGCAAACAACUGCAAAAACUACUCUUCCGGGUAUCCCUUGACGUUGUGGUGCUACUAUUUGAUUAAUAAAUACAAUUACUGCAGUUUUGAUCAA